UCUAAGUCAGUCCUUUGGUAUCAAGGGUGAUUUGGUUCCACCCCAGUACUUGUGGGAUCUGAGGUGGCUGAUGAGACCAAUGUGAAACUCAAGGACUCUUUCCCAGACAGGCCAGAGAGUGGCAGGUAGGGUGGGUGGUUUGUGAGGCACUGAACUCCUUACACAGAGCUUCUGUGUGCUCCUGAUGCACCAGUCAAACUGUCAAGUUGCAGGUAGACAGGGUGGUGAAGAAGGCGUUUGGCACGCUGACCUUCAUCAGUCAAGGGCACUGAGUAUAGAAGUUGAGACAUCAUGUUGCAGUUGUACAGGACAUUGGUGAGGCCACAUUUGGAAUAUUGUAUUCAGUUUUGGUCACCCUGCUGUAGGAAAGAUGCCAUUAAGCUGGAAAGAGUGCAGAGGAGAUUUACAAGGAUGUUGCUACGACUCGAGGGACUGAGUUAUGGAGAAAGGUUGAGCAGGUUGGGAAUUUUUUCAUUGGAGCAUAGAAGGAUGAGGGGUGAUCUUAUAGAGAGGUAUAUUAGAUAAGAUAAGAAAAGAUCAGAUAUCUUUAUUAGUCACAUGUACAUUGAAACACACAGUGAAAUGCAUCUUUUGUGUAGAGUGUUCUGGGGGCAGCCCGCAAGUAUUGCCACACUUCCAGUGCCAACAUAGCACGCCCACAACUUGCUAACCUGUACGUCUUUGGAAUGUGGGAGGAAACUGGAGCACCCGGAGGAAACCCACGCAGACACGGGGAGAACGUACAAAUUCCAUACAGGCAGCGGCUGAAUUGAAUCUGGGUCGCUGGUGCUGUAAAGCGUUACGCUAACCGCUACACUACCGUUCCUGCUCGCCUGCCCUGUACCGCGCCUGCCCUAUAAGAUCACAAGGGGCAUAAACAGGGUGAAUGCACACAGUCUUUCUCCCCAGGGUUGGGAAAUCAAGAACUAGAGGGCACAGGUUUAACGUAAGGGUUAAGAGGAUUAGUAGGGAUCUGAGGAAGAAUUUUCUCACGCAGAAGGUGAUUGGAAUCUGGAACACAUUCCCUGAGGGGGGCUUUGCAGAUAAAGACUCUCACAACAACAAGACGAACUCUUGAACUGCUGAGAUAUAAAAGGCUACGGAGCAGGUGCUGGCAAACAGGAUUGGUACAGGGCUCGUGGUUCGAGGUGGGGUCCACCAGUCACGAACUUCACUCGAGGUCCCAGCUGGGGCUAGCGUGGAGCUGGGCUGCCGCUUCGACGAGCCGGCGACGUUGCCGAGAAUGGCCGUCUUCCAGUGGGAUCUUCCCGACGGCGGGCUUUACAGAGUGGUGCCGGCAGGCAGGGUGGGAGGCAAGGCCAGCCAGCGAGUGAGCCUCCGGGCAGACCUGAAGUCAAGGAGCAGCAGGCUGACCAUUACCAGGGUCUCUCCAGAGGACAACGGGCGCUAUGUAUGCAUCGUCCAACUCCUGGAACCGCUGCCCAUCGUCCAAAUGAAAGGGGGUGGGACGCACCUUCGCAUUGUCCAAGAAUCCACUCCGAUACCAGGCAGCGUCUCCCAGUCCCCUGCCUCCCUCUCGGUGAGGGAAGGCGAGACCGUUAACCUGACGUGUACCUUACGGACAACAGCCACAAAGGUAGAGGGGAUGAAGUUCAUCUGGAGGUGGGGAACGUCUUCAACCACUUGCUCUGCAGUGACCAGCGAUUCCGAUUGGUGGCAAUGUGCUCCGGUUCCCGAUCCAGGAAUCCUUGUCACAACUGAUUUACAAACUAAAUCCUCAGAGUUCAGAAUCACUCGAGCUCUCCUGAACUACACCGGAACUUUUAAGUGUGAUGUGGUGAUCACCAAACCUCUGGCAACGGUGAUCUUACAUGGAAAUGGCUCGGUGGUACUGGUUGAAGAGUCCCCGCUGACGGUGUCCCAGUUCCCCUCCCUUCUCCCGGUGGCGGAAGGAGAAGACGCCAGGCUGACCUGCGUCCUCCAACAGGCAGCCGCGGACGUGAGGAACCUCAGCUUCACCUGGGUCACGGACAGAGCCGAGGUGUCCUGCCCCGUUGCGGCCCCUGGAUGGGAAUCCAAUCGGUGCGACGGUCUGGACCCAAGAGUCUCCGUGGCAGCUCAUAUCCUGAAUAAAUCCUCCAUCUUAACCAUCAAGGAAGCUUCUGUCACGGACAACGGUACCUACAGGUGUCAGGUUACACUCCUCGAUCCCCCUAGGAACCAAACGGUUAGUGGAGACGGCUCGGUGGUUCUGGUCCUCGAGUCCCCGCUGACGGUGUCCCAGUUCCCCUCCCUUCUCCCGGUGGUGGAAGGAGAAGACGCCAGGCUGACCUGCGUCCUCCAACAGGCAGCCGCGGACGUGAGGAAACUCAGCUUCACCUGGGUCACGGACAGAGCCGAGGUGUCCUGCCCCGUUGCGGCCCCUGGAUGGGAAUCCAAUCGGUGCGACGGUCUGGACCCAAGAGUCUCCGUGGCAGCUCAUAUCCUGAAUAAAUCCUCCAUCUUAACCAUCAAGGAAGCUUCUGUCACGGACAACGGUACCUACAGGUGUCAGGUUACACUCCUCGAUCCCCCUAGGAACCAAACGGUUAGUGGAGACGGCUCGGUGGUUCUGGUCCUCGGUGAUGUGAACUCUCCAGGGACCAACGAGUCUGAAGAUGUCCCGCUUCUUCCUGUGAACACGGACUCGGAGACCAGGAGGAGAACAAUGAAGCCCUGGUUCUUCAUCUCCCUGCUGUGUGUCGUCAGCCUGACGCUCGCCGGGGGACUCGGAUCCUCCUACUGGGUAACGAGGAGGAGUGGCAGUGGAGCGGACGCCAGGAUCGUCAGGGAACGCCGCAGCAAGAUUGUGCACGGGUCGGCCACUUCCUCGGUGCCGGUCGCUCUCAGGUGCUGGGCAACAUGGCAAGAUCCCAGAGUGCCUGAAGGGUGUGGCCCAGUCGAGGGAAAACUAGUGGCGGAUGGCCCUGCUCUGUCAGUGGUAUAGACUCGUAGAAGGAGACAGCACGGAAACAGGCCCUUCGGCCCAUCGAUUCCAUGCCAUCCAUCAAUCUCCCAUUUACACCAAUCCCAUUUUAUUCUUCCCAAAUUCCUCUUGUCCCCCUCCCCCAGACUCUACCCCUCACCCACACACUGAGGGGGGUGGGAGGGUGAUUUAUAGUGGCCAAUUAACCGACCGGCCCCACAUAAGUGUUGGGAUGUAGGAGGGAACUGGAGCACCUGGCGGCAGCCCCCACUGCACCCCUCUCUACAGUGGGCCACCACCCUCACCCUCACAUAUUCCAACCCCUCCGUUUACCCCUUCCUUCCCAGAGGCGAUGGAUAACAGUGUGGAGGGAGCUUCACUCUUGUGUCUGACCCCGGGAGUGUCUGAUGGGACGGUGUGGAGGGAGCUUCACACUAUGUCUGACCCCGGUGAGUGUGUGAUGAGACACAAAGUAAAGGGAGCUUCACUUUGUGUCUGACCCUGGGAGCGUGUGAGGGGACGGUGUAGAGGGAGGUUCACUCUGUGUCUGACCUCCUUUCUCUGCUCUAGGACUGUGUGAUGGGACAGUUACAAAGAACGAUUACCCAUUCACCCGUGAAUACACCUCAAUGAGCAGAAGUUCUUGGUAAAGAGGUCACUUGAAUCAGGGAGACAACUCUGGCGUUUAGAAGUUACAUCACGAAAAGGCCAUUUGGCCCUUCAGAAUCUUUCUGCCCCACAAGGGUCUCCCUCUACCCCUCUUCUCCUGCCUCAUCCAUCAGAACAGUCCCUACUUUUUUCCUAAAUCACUUCCCUCGCGCAUCCCAACGACUUGCGGGGUUGGUGGGUUAAUUGCCCACUGUAAAUUGCCCCCAUCGUGCGUGGGUGGGGGUAGAAUCUGGGGGGGAGUUUCUGGGAGUGUGGGGGGAAUCGUCUACAGGGUAGAUGAGUGGGGGAAUGGAGUUGCUCCAUGAGCUGGUAUGGAUUCGAUGGGCUGAAUGGCCUUCUUUUGCGUUGGAAGGAAAAACAGAAUAUGGCAGGUUUAUUGGUGACUGUCAGUCAAAGCGGGUUGAUGAGCUUGAGGGGGAGAACGAUUUGCAAGGGUGUUGGGAUAAGGAGAGGGUGAACGGGAGUGGCAUGGACUCGACGGGCCGAAUGGGUUUCCCUUGGAUGCUCCAGUUUCCUCCCACAUCGAUGUGCAGGUCGGUGGGUUAAUACACCGCUGUAAAUUGGCCCCCCAAGUGUGUGGGUGAGGGGCAGAAUCUAGGGGGAAGUUGAUGGGAAUGUGGGGAGAUUUAGACGGGAUUGGUGUAACUGAGUAGUUGAUGGUCGGUAUGGACUUGAUGGGCUGAAGGGCCUGUUUCCUUGCUGUGUGGCUCUAUGACAUUACCACAGAGGUUUGGGGAAGAAAACAAAGUUGAACAACCACUUCCUCUCUACAGGAAAAGUUCCUUCAGCUUCAUGACUUGUUGCACCAUAGUAUGUGACUAUGUUGGGUCAGAGAGUCACCUGACUGCCUUUACUGUACAACCACCGCCUCUUUAAUGGUUCUGUUAAAUGCGUUCUUGCUGCAGGUACGGUUAUACAUAGAACAUAAAAUCAUAGAACAGUACAGCACAAUACAGGCCCUUCGGUCCACAAUGUUGUGCCAACCUUUAAACCUCGCCUAAGACUACCUAACCCCUUCCUCCCACAUAUCCCUCUAUUUUAAAUUCCUCCAUAUGCUUAUCUAGCAACCUCUUGAAUUUGACCAAUGCACCUGCCUCCCAAUUUACACUCGCAAGUUCUAGCUUUAUAGCCUCAUAAUUUGCCCUUCCCCAGUUAAAUAUCUUCCCGUCCUCUUUGCUCCUAUCCCUGUCCAUGACAAUGCUAAAGGUUAGGGACCAGUGGUCACUGUCCCCUAAAUGCUCACCCACUGAGAGAUCUUUCACCUGACCCGGUUCAUUACCUAAUACUAGAUCUAAUAUGGCAUUCCCUCUAGUCGGCCUGUCAACAUACUGUGACAGGAAUCUAUCCUGGACACACUUUACAAACUCUUUCCUGUCUAAACCUUUGGUACUAAGCAGGUGCCAAUCAAUAUCUGGGAAGUUGAAGUCUCCCAUGUUACCCUAUAUCUUUAAAGUUUUGAUUAACUCCCAUAACCCAGAGUCUUUUCUGGGGCUAGACUAGCAGGGUGCCUGGACUAGUGGGGUAUUAGCUAUUAAAUACCCCAUCAGUGACCCCGACAAGCUUAAAGGCAGUGUGGGAGUGUUUGGCCCCAGGUUAUGCCAGGAAUCUCCCAAUGAGCCCCAUGCUGAACCGUCAGCAUUCCCCAACAAUCGGAUGGCGGAUUAUCAGAGUUUUACUGCACUUGCAUGUUGCAGCGCAGAAAGAGGCCAUUAGGUCCAUUGUGUUCAUGGUACCUGUCCCGUCGGUCCACGACCCUUCACCCUCCUACAACUGAUCCUCUACCACACACGUCCAUUAAAUUCCUGUUGAUCCUUUGAGCCGUUAUGCUGAGGAAGCCAGCUACAGCGGGCAAUUAACCCGCCGACCCGGCACGUCGUUGGGAUGCAGGGGAAACCCGCACGCUCACAGGGACAACACCAGAGGUCAGGAUUGAACUUGAAGCAAGGCAGCUGCACUGACCUUCUACAUUCCAGUGAAUCUAUCCCUGGUAUGUAAGAUAUUCUUGCAACUUCACCCUCGGAGUCCGAAUUUCCUUCUGGAAAACCUGCAACUGCACUCCCUUCCAGACCAACACAUCCUGCAAUAGGUCCAGUGCACAGACCAGCUCACAGGUGUGGAUUAGCCAGAGAUAAGAUAAGAUAAGAUAUCUUUAUUAGUCACAUGUACAUCGAAACACACAGUGAAGUGCAUCUUUUGCGUAGGAUGUUCUGGGGGCAGCCCGCAAGUGUCACCACGCUUCCGGCGCCAACAUAGCAUGCCCACAACUUCCUAACCCGUACGUCUUUGGAAUGUGGGAGGAAACCGGAGCACCCGGAGGAAACACAUGCAGACACGGGGAGAGCGUACAAACUCCCCACAGACAGUGGCCGGAAUUGAACCCGGGUCGCUGGCGCUGUAAUAGCGUCACACUAACCGCUGCAGGUGUGGCACCUUUACACUGGCGAAACCAAACGCAGACUGGGUGACCGUCUCGCAGAAGACACGCACUCCGUCCGUGACCGCGAUCUGCAUCUCCCCGUUGCCUGUCAUUUCAACUCCCCCUCCUUCUCCAUCACUGAUAUGUCAGUCCUCGGCCUCCACUGACGGGAGAAUUCCAAGCGUAAGCUGGAGGAACAACACCUCAUUUUCCAUCUUGGAACCUUGCAGCCUAAGGGCAUGAACACUGAAUUCUCCCACUUUAGGUAAUCCCCACCCCCCCUCCCCACAACACCCCCCCCCACCGUGCUUCUUCUCUUCCCUUUCCUUGACGCUUUUUAUUCUACCCCUUUUUUUAAACUUUCCCUCCCUUGGUGGAUCUGCUCUCCCCUCCUCCCCCGCACCUGCCCGUCACUAUCUCUUACCUGCAUCUACCUAUCACCACCCUGUGCCCACCCUGCCUCCCCUCUUUUGUCCACCCAUCACUGCUCUGCGUUUCCCUCCUAUAUAUCGGGCUUCUCCUUUUCCUAUCUCCAGUCCUGAAGAAAGGUCCCGACCCGAAACGUUGACCGCCUGCUUUUCUCCACGGAUGCUGCCUGGCCUGCUGAGUUCCUCCAGCAUCGGAGUGUUUUUCAUCUGGAUUCCAGCAUCUGCAGUUCUCUGUUUCUCAAGCAUGACGGUCAACCAUGGUUUUACACUUCUUCUGAGGGGAUUCAUACCCCUACCCUGGAUUUCCAACAAAAUCUGGUGGGCCCCUCCUGGACCCUAUUAGUAGACUGAAGACGAGAGAGGAUUUGGGGAAGUGAAGGGGAAUCAGAAGCUUCAUGGAAAUCCCACCCAGUAAGAGGACGGACAGUGAACAGCUUUUCGAUUUCUUUAAUGUAAUGUCCUCAGGGGAAUUAAAGUCGUUAGAAGGAGAGUCUGCAUAGGCUCACUGGGACAUUGGAGACUGAAGGGUAACCUUAUCGAGGUUUAUAAAAUUGUGAGGGGCAUAGAUAAGGUCGAUAGUCAGAGCAACACACAAAAUGCUGGAGGAACUCAGAAGGCCCGACCUAUGUGUGUUGCUCCAGAUUUCCAGCACCUGCAGUCUCCCUUGUGUCUCUGUAGAUAAGAGUCUUUUUCCCAGCACAGGGGAGUCUAAAACUAGAGGGCACAGGAGUGUGUGGGUGAUGGUAAAAUAAGAAAGAACAAUUACUAAAAGUUGAAAGAGAGAGAAAACUCUUAAAGACCCCACCCACCCAGGACAUUCUCUCUUCUCUCCUCUUCCAUCGGGUAGAAGAUACAGGAGCCUGAGGGCACGUCCCACCAGACUCAAGGACAGCUUCUACCCCACUGUGAUAAGAUUUUUGAACGGUUCCCUUAUACAAUGAGAUGGACUCUGACCUCACGAUCUACCUUGUUGUGACCUUGCACCUUAUUGCACUGCACUUUCUCUGUAGCUGUGACACUUUACUCUGUACUGUUAUUGUUUUUACCUGUACUACAUCAAUGCACUCUGUACUAACUCAAUGUAACUGCACUAUGUAAUGAAUUGAUCUGUACGAUCGGUAUGCAAGGCAAGUUUUUCACUGUACCUCGGCACAAGUGACAAUAAUAAACCAAUACCAAUACCAAUAAUAAACCGAUACCAAUACCAAUAAUAAACCAUUACCAAUACAGUCAAGCACAGGCUGAUGUGGCUAAGUAACCUAAUACUAUGGCUGCAGGAACGGGUCAGAGGCGGGUAUCCCUUGGUAAGUGACUCACCUCCCAACGCCCCAAGGCCCUUCCCCAUCUACAAGACACAGGUCAGGAGUGCGACGGGACACUCCCCACCUGCCCAGGUGAGCAUGGCUGCAACUCUCAAGGGAACACCACCAUCUGCAGGUUCCCCUCCAAGUCCCACACCACCCCGACUUGGAACGACCUCGCCGUUCCUUCACCCUCGCUGGAUCUAAACCCCGGAACUCCCUCCCCAACAGCACCGCGGGAGCACGGUCACCAGACGGUCAAGAGGGCAGUUAGGGAUGGGGAAUAAAUCCCUGAAAAUGUAAACAGAGAAGCACACAGACACUGAGUCAACUUUCACAUGAUUCAGUGCAUGACUGCAAGGAAUAUUUAAGCCUUAUUGUGUUGUAAUUUCCUUCAACUUCUAUUACUGCAUCAGUAAAAAUCAGAUGAUGUUUUGACAACUCACUGUGUUCUUGCUUUUCAAAUGCAUUUAUGGGAAUUAGAAUUGGUUUAUUGUCACGUACCAAGGUACAGUGAAAAACUUGUCUUGCCUCCCGUUCAGGGCGGACACAGUAGUGU
Molecule: messenger RNA, 8299 nt
Organism: Pristis pectinata (smalltooth sawfish)
Lineage: Eukaryota; Metazoa; Chordata; Chondrichthyes; Rhinopristiformes; Pristidae
Product: immunoglobulin superfamily member 3-like
Exons: 7
Coding region: 1244-2947 (567 amino acids)
Cellular component (GO): plasma membrane
Source: RefSeq, a predicted model, not a curated record